UUCUGUUUCUCUUCCUCUCAGGUCUAAAGAUGUUAGAAAAUAUGAUGUAUCAGUGGGGUCACUUCAGGUCUUUGGUCGCCCAAGCUCCAAAAUGAUUUCAAUACCUGUAUCCAGGAUUAUUCCCCACCCUGACUUAGAGAGAAACAUAUUCAGCAACAUCGCUGUGGUAGAACUGGCCUACCCAGUCUCCUUCAGCCCCGUCAUCCUGCCCAUCUGCCUGCCCUCAUCUGCAGACCAGCUGAAGAACAAAACCUCCUGCUGGGUAACUGGAUGGGGAUAUGCCAAGAGAUACCGAAAUACCAAGCCAUCUUAUACAAUGAAGGAGCUGAGAGUGCCCCUCAUUGAUCUCCAGACCUGCAAUGACUACUAUCAGAAUGAAAGCUCGCCUUACGUAGUCAAGUACAUCAUCAGUGAAGACAUGAUCUGCUCCAAGUUUCCAGUGGGGCAGAUGGAUCUGUGUAUCGGCAGUAGAGGAGAUCCCCUGGUGUGUCAAGUUGAGGAUUUCUGGGUCCUGGCAGGAGUCAUGAGCUGGGGAUCAAACUGCACUCAAACCAAUGAGCCUCGACUAUACAGAAACAUCAGUUUCUACAAAUCUUGGAUUGACAAAUCAGCUGUCUCACCUACUACGUUCUCCUCCACCACCAGUCUGGGCCUUUUUAGGCUUCUUCCUGUUUUGUUUCUGCCUCUGAUAUUCCUGGGGCCAUCCUGACAGGCUGAGGUCAACAUGGAAAGCAAGAUCUCCAG
This is a messenger RNA of Choloepus didactylus (southern two-toed sloth), 744 nucleotides long. It is a transcript of the gene PRSS48, whose product is annotated as serine protease 48. Lineage: Eukaryota; Metazoa; Chordata; Mammalia; Pilosa; Megalonychidae. Gene Ontology annotation, molecular function: serine-type endopeptidase activity. The record is from RefSeq and is a predicted model, not a curated record. The coding region runs from base 92 to 709 and encodes 205 amino acids. The transcript is spliced from 4 exons. Gene Ontology annotation, biological process: proteolysis.